This is a messenger RNA of Styela clava, 2239 nucleotides long. Lineage: Eukaryota; Metazoa; Chordata; Ascidiacea; Stolidobranchia; Styelidae. The record is from RefSeq and is a predicted model, not a curated record.
UUCGUUACCAAGAGCCUGAUCGUUCAAAAGGUUAUUCCUCGAAGGCUGUAUUCGGAUUUGGGAAAGUACCUCCAGCCACAACCAUGGCGACUGCUAAAAGCUGAGAAUUGCUCUGCUUACAAACAAUACGGUUUUGAGAUAUAUGAACUAUUUUGUCUAGUCAAUUUCGCAAGUCUGCUAUCGAAGAAAAUCAUGAGUGAUUCUCACGAAAAUACAUAUUUUAAAGAUUGUUUUGCCGAAUUUAAUGAGUACAGGAAAGCUGGUCUAUAUUGUGAUUUUACGAUCAAAGUUGGUUCGGAAAAAUUCCGAGUGCAUAAGAUUAUUUUGUCAACUGCAACUGAUUAUUUUAAGUUAAUGUUUCGGCAUGAGACUGUUGAGACUCUGUCAGGAGAAGUUGAUAUCCAAGGCUUCAGUGCGGAUAUUAUUAAGAAAGUUAUCGAGUAUAUCUAUACUUCCAAAUUCCCCAUUGAUGAGACAUCUGAUGUCGCAUCAUACAUACAGGCUUCACAUCUCUUACUACUGCCAAAAUUAUGUGGUAUUGUCACUGAAUAUCUGGAACAGAAUUUGGGUCCCAAAUCUUACUUCAUCACCAUAAAUAUCUCGAAGUUGUACGAUCUGAAACAACUCGAAGAGAAAUGUGAUAAAAUUGCUUCCAACAACUUUGCAAAAAUUGCAGAACUGGAUGAAUUCAAGAAAAUAAAUGAAAAACAGUUGGUGGGAAUGAUCAACGCCAAAGAAAACACGGCAACUGAAGAAGAAAAGUGCUUGGCUUUGAUGAAUUGGACAAAAUUUGAUGAGAAGAAACGUUCAAAGCAGUUUGUCAGAUCUUUCAAGCAACUGGAUUUGACUAAGAUGUCGCUUUCAUAUCGCAGAAAUCUUCUGGAGCAAGAUAGCCUGAUUGGUUCAAAUGCUGAAGUACUCAAGAAUAUAGCACUUUCGUUUUUCGGUAGCGAGACUGCUGCAUCAGAUUCUGGAGACGAUGCAUUGGUCGUUUUUGACAAGUCCUCUUCCCAUCUCCAACAGUUCAAUCCAAGGUCAAAUGAAUGGAAGCAAAUGCAGAAAAUGGAUGAAGAUAUGAAGUCAAAAUGGUUCUCUGCUAUUGCAUUGAAUCAGCAUAUCUAUGUCUUAGUUCAAGACAACUCAUUUUAUCGACUCAAAUAUGUCAAUGUUAAUGCUACAUGGGAGAAAUUGCAGAGUCCAUUCGAAAAUCAUGGCUGGUUCCCACCAAUGACUUUGGUUGAUGGUGAAAUCUGGAUUGUUGGUGGAUGUUGGGGAUCUAAAACAAAAACAGUGGAAAAGUAUGAUUCUCUGAGAAACCAGUGGACAAAAAUGAAGAGCAAGAAUGUUAAAUGUGAUGGUCCAGCAGUCAUCUGCAUGCAAGGAAGCAUUUAUAGUUUGGGAGGAGAUGAAGGAUUAAGUAUAACCAACAAAGCUGAAUGCUUCAAUCUAAAUACAUCAACAUGGAGUUUCAUUUCACCAAUGCUGAAUGCAAGAAAAGCAUCUGCUGCUGUGGAAUUUCAGAAUCAACUUUAUGUGCUUGGUGGAUAUGACGGGAGGCAGUAUCUGAAAACUGUUACAACAUACGAUCCAUCAUCCAAUUCCUGGACCAUGUUUGCACCGAUGAUAUCGGCUCGAUAUCGCUUCAGAAGCUUUGUUUUCAACGGGAACAUUUAUGCAGUUGGUGGAUAUAAAACAAGUAAAACCAUAAAAUACAAUUCUGAAAAGAAAACCUGGGUGAUGGUUGACAUUCCCAAAGAUAUGGACCUUUAUAUAAAGGACUCAGUGAAAAUAAAAGCCAUAUGAAUAUUCGCACCCAACAUAUUGACUUUCGAACGUUCCACAGUCUCUAAUUAUUUUAUUCCCGUUUAUCGUGGCACUUGAUUUUUAUAUUUUGUAUUUUGCAAUCAAUCAAAUAUUCUUUCUGUUCAAAUUGUAAUUUGAACUCAGUCCCUGUAUAUCGCGAAAACCCUUCCUCUCGACGUACUGCCAAUUUUUAUAUCAACUCAUAUUAAUUUGUGUGUGAUCAAAUUAGGAUAAGAUUUACAUAUUUAUCUUGAGGGAGAGGAAAGCCAAUAAGACUGCUUAACCAUAUCGCUUACCACGGCCUCUCGACCAGUUACCAUUUCAUGUCGGUUAUGGGAUUAGUUAGUUAUUUGUUUUUGGAAGCAUGGACUUGAUGGUAGAGGAAGCUGUAACUGACCGAUGGCUACGUGAACCACCCUACGACGGCAAGAAAUCC